Molecule: messenger RNA, 4881 nt
Organism: [Torrubiella] hemipterigena
Lineage: Eukaryota; Fungi; Ascomycota; Sordariomycetes; Hypocreales; Clavicipitaceae
Source: the annotation of a GenBank genome assembly
AUGGCCUUCUUCAGGCAGGUCUGGACGCUCAUGUCCAAAAACUUGCGCACCAUGCUCUUCCGUCACUUGACGCUCUGCAUAUUCAUGGCCUUCUUGGUUCCUCUUAUCCUCGCCUCAUUUUUCAGCUUUGCCAAAAAUCUCUUCGCCCCUCCCGCCAAGUAUGGUAUAUCGCAGCCCUAUCCCGUUAUGAGCAUCGGAGACGCUUUGCGUAUUGGCGUACGGCAAGAUCGCAACAAGAUCGUUCUAAUAAACAAUGGAUUUACCGGAGGAAACAUUGAUCGUGUUCUUAAUGAAGUUGAGACCGCCAUUAAAGAUGCCAACUCCGCCGUGGACAUUGUGCACCUAAGUAACGAAACCAACCUACCUCUUGAAUGCCGAAGCACUCUUCGUGGUGUUACGCGUUGCUUUGGUGCCGUUGUUAUGCGAUCUUCACCAAAUGAAGGCCCAGGAGGAAUCUGGAACUACACCAUUAGAACCGACGCCGCCUUUUAUACCAGCGCUGUUACGAUCAAUAUCAACAAAAACGACAAUGUCGAACAAGUCUAUCUGCUGCCAAUCCAGCGCACCAUUGACGCUAUUAUUGGACAAGAUGCAAACCCCGGUAGCAAGACCGCGCUGGAUAACAUCAAGGAAUACCCAUUCACUAGUCUCACCAGUGAAGAGCGCGACACCAAGGUUCGAGAGCUCUUCCACAAUGCAGUCAUUAACUUUAUGGGUGUGGCAUUCAUCGCCAACGUUAUAUGGAUUACGUACCAUUUGACGGGAAUCAUUGCCUCAGAGAGGGAAAGUGGCAUGUCUCAGCUGAUUGACGCCAUGAUGCCAGUCCGAUGGGCCUUCCUCGGCCAAGCAGCACGAUUCAUCUCCCACCACCUAUCCUUCUCUCUCAUCUACCUUCCAGCAUGGGUGAUUGGAUCUCUGAUUAUCCGCUACGGUCUCUUUCCCAACACUAGCAUCGCCAUUGUUCUGAUUUAUCAGAUCCUCGCCGGCGCGUCGUUUGCGUCCAUGUCGAUUCUGUUUGCUUCCUUCUUCAAAAAGGCCCAACUCAGUGGUAUCACCGCAACCCUAUCAACGCUUCUGCUGGGAAUUCUCGCUCAAGCACUUACCCGACCUGGAACUGUUCCAGUAGCCAUCUUAUCAGCCAUCUUUGCGCCUUGCAACUAUGUCUUCUUCAUCAUCCACAUGGCCCGGUUCGAAAAGCGUGAUAUGGGCGCUAACCUCACCACUAUCCCCAAAGGCUCGUCUUGGCAGCUUACAGGUAUUGUGUUUUGGAUUCUGAUGAUUAUCCAAAUUAUCGUUUACCCCCUCAUUGGUGCAUUUGUCGAGCGCGGCUUUUACGGAACCUCCACUAAAGGACGCAAACUGGUAACUGGUUCAUCUGGAGAACAGGCCAUGGGUGACAAUGCCGUUGUGCUUGAAAAUUUCACAAAGGUAUAUAAGCCUGGUUUCUUCACAAGACUCUUUGCUUUUGGCCAGGCCUCAGAGCCGGUAGUUGCGGUCGAUAAGCUAAGCUUCCAGGCUGGCCGUGGGCAAAUCAUUUGUCUCCUAGGAGCCAACGGCAGUGGUAAGAGUACAACUCUUGAUGCUAUUGCUGGCCUCCAUAAGUUGACAAGCGGUUCUAUCACCAUUGAUGGAACUGGUGGUCUCGGCAUUGCCCCUCAAAAGAAUGUGCUGUGGGACGAUUUGAACGUUGAAGAACAUCUCCGCAUCUUCAACCGCCUCAAGUCCCCCAAUACCAGAGCGACUACGGAGGAAAUACACGCUCUCAUCAAGGCUAUCGACCUGUGGACCAAGCGAAAGGCUCUAUCAAAGACUUUAUCUGGUGGACAGAAGCGUAAGCUUCAACUAGGCAUGAUGUUGACUGGUGGUAGUGCCGUCUGCUGUAUUGACGAAGUUAGCAGCGGCCUCGACCCACUCUCUCGUCGCAAGAUUUGGGAUAUCCUUCUCGCCGAGCGUGGCAAGCGUACUUUGAUUCUCACGACCCAUUUCCUCGACGAGGCCGACCUUCUCGCAGACCAUCUCGCCAUUCUUUCCAAGGGUACGCUGCGUGCGGCCGGUUCAUCGGUUGAGCUCAAGGAUACUCUUGGUGGUGGAUACCGUGUCCAUGCGUACAAAUCCUCUGGUCAAAAGACUAUGCCUUCUGUCCCUCAAGUCAAAAAGGUCGAUGCUUUUGACAUGGUCACCUACACGGCACCUGCCUCCGCGUUGGCCGCAAAUGUUAUCAAAGAGCUUGAAGCGGUCGGUAUCCACGAUUACCGAUUUUCUGGCCCUACCAUUGAAGAUGUGUUCCUUCAAUUGGCGGAAGAAAUCAGGGACGAAGAAAUCAUGCGUGGUAGUGAAAAGGCUGUCGGAGCAUCUGAAAAGACGCCAGACGAUGCGAAGUCACAACGAAGCGCAUCUCAACGUCAGGGAAUAACCCUCGUGGAUGGUCAACGCAUUGGCUAUUUCAAACAGGCAAGGAUCCUCUUUGCGAAGCGUCUAAUCAUUCUCAAGCGAAAUUGGAUCCUGUAUUUCGUUGCGUUCAUCUUGCCUAUCAUCGCUGCAGCACUCACUUCACUCUAUGUCAAGGGCAAGCCUCAGACUGGUUGUUCGCCUCUCGACCAAGUUUCUCAAUCCAGCACACAAGAUGCCUUUAGUCAGGUUAAAUCAGACAAGGUCAUCAUGUUCGUUGCGGGUCCCUCUUCUGCCAUCUCCCAGAACAACCUUCUGCAGCUUUUCAAGCCCAUCUUAGGCGGCAUCAAGGGCGUUAGUAGUAUUGCCGCAGGUGCUGCUCUCAAAAACCUGAAAAUCGUUGACAGCUAUGCCUUAUUCGAUGAUUUUAUCAAAAACAAUCGCAAGAAUGUGACAACUGGCCUAUGGCUCGGAGGUGACGGCGUGGAUCCAACCUUUGCUUGGGUCGGCAACCUUUAUCUUACCAGCUCUCUCAGCGCACAGCAAUUCAUGGAUGUUAUUCGCACCAACACUUCCAUCGCCACUACCUGGUCAUCAUUUGAUGUUCCUUUCAACCCUGGAAUUGGAGACGCCUUGAACCUUGCCAUCUACAUUGGCCUCGCCCUCUCCAUCUAUCCUGCCUUCUUUGCCUUGUAUCCUAGCAACGAACGACGACGUUUUGUCCGCGCCCUCCAAUACUCCAACGGCGUUCACCCGUUCCCUUUGUGGGUUUCGUAUCUGCUCUUUGACUUUAUCAUUGUGCUACUGAGCUCGGCAAUCGUUACCGCCCUCUGGAGUGGACUUUCUGGCAUUUGGUAUCACAUCGAGUACAUCUUUAUCGUCUUUUUCCUAUACGGGUUGACUUCAACGCUCCUGUCUUAUAUCAUCUCCCUCUAUGCCAAAUCUCAGCUGGCUACCUUUGCCUGGGCUGCCGUUGGCCAAUGCGUUUGCUUCCUCAUCUAUCUCAUUGCAUACGUCUGCAUUUUGACAUAUGUUUCUGUUCGCAAGAUGGAUUCCGCCAUUCACAUCGCCCACUUCGUUAUCUCUGCCGUUGCUCCCAUAGGCUCUGCUAUGAGAGCUGUCUUCCUGGUAACCAACCUGUUCUCUACAGCUUGUGAUGGCAACGAGUUAUCAAGCAAUCCUGGGGGCUUGCUGGCGUAUGGUGGUCCUAUUCUUUAUCUUGUUGUCCAAGCUGUUAUACUCUUCGGCCUGCUCAUCUGGCUUGAUGGUGGAUCCCCUGGGUCAUCAAUCCGCAGUCUUUUCGAACGUCACCACGACAAUGCAACAGAGAACGACAAUGAUGAGGAGAUUGCAAACGAAUUGGCACGUGUCAACAGCGACGCUGGAACUCAUGACGGUCUCCGAGUCAUGAACCUGACCAAAUCUUUCGGCAAGAACACAGCUGUCGAUAAUGUUACCUUUGGCAUCAAACGCGGUGAAGUCUUUGCAUUGCUAGGCCCCAACGGCGCUGGAAAGUCCACAACUAUCUCGCUCAUCCGUGGAGACCUGAAGCCUAGCCACAAUGGCGGCGACAUCUUUGUUGAAGAUAAAUCUGUUAUUAGAAAUAUUGCUGCCGCUCGCCAGAAUCUAGGUGUCUGCCCUCAGAUUGAUGCCAUGGAUCAAAUGACAGUUCGUGAGCACCUGGAAUUUUAUGCCAAGAUUCGUGGUAUUGCAGACAUUCAACACAAUGUCACGGCAAUCAUGGAAGCUGUUGGUCUCACAGCAUUUGAAACUCGCAUGGCUUUUGCUCUGUCUGGUGGCAACAAGAGAAAGCUCAGUCUCGGUAUUGCUCUCAUGGGUAAUCCCGCUGUCGUGCUCCUGGAUGAGCCUUCCUCUGGUCUCGACGCAGCAUCUAAGCGAAUUAUGUGGAAGACUUUGGAGGCCACAGUACCUGGACGAUCCAUCCUUCUUACGACUCAUAGUAUGGAGGAAGCUGAUGCUCUUGCCGGCCGAGCUGGUAUUAUUGCACGCCGAAUGCUCGCACUUGGCACGCCGGAUAACCUCCGCCGACGCUUUGGUGAUGAUCUUCACGUCCAUCUUGUAUCAAACACAGCACCUCGAACGUCGGAUGCCGAGAUGGAAAGAAUCAUGCGUUGGGUUCAAGCAAAACUUCCCUCAGCCACUGUUGAAGACAAAAGCUACCACGGCCAAACCCGAUUCUCCGUGCGAGCAGCCGAUAUCCUCGCGCUCUCUGGUCGCGAGGUUUCUGAGAAGAGUCUGGGAUCUGAGGAUGAUGCAGAUGUGAAUAAUACCAGAGAAACUCAGAGUGCCCUUGGACAGCUUGUUGUUCUGUUGGAGGAGCACAAGCAAGAACUCGGCAUCAGCCACUUCAGUGUCAGCCCAACAACACUGGAUCAGGUCUUUUUGACGAUUGUCGGCCAGCAUAAUGUUCGAGAAGAAAAUUAUGAAGAGAAGCGACGUAGCGCGUGGAAGCGAACGUGCUGUAUUGGUUAA